Schizosaccharomyces cryophilus OY26 is the source of this 1512-nucleotide messenger RNA. RefSeq names its product chaperone activator Aha1. Gene Ontology annotation, biological process: protein folding; positive regulation of ATP-dependent activity. Lineage: Eukaryota; Fungi; Ascomycota; Schizosaccharomycetes; Schizosaccharomycetales; Schizosaccharomycetaceae. Gene Ontology annotation, molecular function: ATPase activator activity; protein-folding chaperone binding. Bases 145 to 1008 code for a protein of 287 amino acids. The record is from RefSeq and is a predicted model, not a curated record. Gene Ontology annotation, cellular component: cytosol. The transcript has 2 exons.
AGUCUUCGAUCCUCCCACUAUGGGCUGCAGUAUAAAGCCUGAGCUAGCAACUGAACAACAGCAAAACGAAGAAGCUGGGACGUAUUUGUUUACAAAAGAAUUUGGAGGGAUUUCUUUUUGUUUUGAAUUUGUUUACGUUGGAAAAUGUCUGCAACAUCUGUAAACCCUAACAAUUGGCAUUGGACUAGCAAGGAUUGCCGGUUAUGGACUAGGGAUUACCUUGAUACGGAGCUUGUCAAGAUUGCGGUGGAUGAGGGUGAUAAGAAGGCCGCUAUUAGCAGAGUCAUUAGUUGUGAAGGUGAUGUGGAUGUUGCCAUGCGUAAACGUAAGAUCAUUACCAUUUAUGACUUGAAGAUCCAGAUGGAAUUCAACGGUGAAGUCAAUGGUACUGAAGCUUCAGGUUCCAUCACUUGUCCUGAGGUUUCUUAUGAUUUAGGUCCUUCCGAUUAUGUUUUUGAGAUGGACUUGUAUGAAGCCAACAAAGAGAAAGAGCCUGUAAAACAGUUUGCCCGCGAGAAGUUGCUCCCUAAGGUUCGUGAGUUUUUUGGUAGUCUCUCGAAAGUUUUGUUGGAAACUCAUGGUAACGACGUUUACUUGUCGACCGAAGAACACAACGGUAAUGCUGCUCGGGGACUCCCUAGCCAUAGUAGCCUUACUGGUCAACAGAAAAUUGGCAAAACGUCUACCAACACACCUUCCAAGUCUGCUUCUUCCCUCUCUGCCAGUUCUGGUUCUGAUGGUUCUCAUGCUUCUGCUGUCGUCAAUACUUCCAACAUCUCUGAAAACUUUAGUUUUGAUGCUCCCGCUGAUGAGCUUUAUGCCACUUUUUUUAGAUCCUGCUCGUGUCGCUGCUUGGUCUCGUGCUCCUCCUCAGCUCGAUGUUCGUCCCCAAGGUCCCUUUUCCCUCUUUCACGGCAACGUCGUAGGCCGUUUCCUUAUUUUGGAAGAAAACAAGCGCAUCGUACAAACUUGGCGUCUGAGCGCCUGGCCCACUGGUCACUAUGCUGAAAUCUCUUUGAGUUUUGACCAAGCUGAUACUUAUACCACAUUACGCAUGGUUAUGAAGGGAGUGCCCAUCGGAGAGGAGGAGAUUGUUCAAAACAAUAUUCAGGAUUAUUACAUCCGUCCCAUAAAAACUAUUUUCGGUUUCGGUGCUGUCCUUUAAAAGGUGUUUGGAUCGGAGUUGAUGUUCUCGACUUUAUCAGCGUUGAAAAAGAUCAAAAUGUGUUGGCGUAAAUUUUAUCUUUUACGUGUCCUUUUCAUAUAGAAUUUCAGUGAUCAGUUCUUUCUGAAACUAAACGACGGUUUACAAUAGCUCAAAGAGUUAAAAGCCAUUUGUGAUGAUAAUUUUGGAGUAAUGCUUUGAAAGGAUUCAAUCCUUUUCGUCCUCUUUGGAAUGAUAUAUUUACGUUUCCGUUAAGAAUAAUCACAAUCAAUAAGAUUUUAAUGAGAAAGACGAUAUAGAACUACAUCUUAUUUAAUCUUAACUAUAUCUUUAGUAUAGAAAACUGG